Messenger RNA from Kuraishia capsulata CBS 1993, 1413 nucleotides. RefSeq lists its product as uncharacterized. The record is from RefSeq and is a predicted model, not a curated record. The coding region runs from base 1 to 1413 and encodes 470 amino acids. NCBI's taxonomy places the organism in Eukaryota, Fungi, Ascomycota, Pichiomycetes, Pichiales, Pichiaceae. The transcript has a single exon.
AUGCCAGACUCAGACAACCAAAAUUUCCGCCGCGGCCCCUGGUCUCCGGAAGAAGAUGCCAAACUGCUGGAAUUGAUUCAGACCUACGGGGCCACUAAUUGGGUGCGAAUCUCGCAGACCCUGGGCACAAGGACCCCGAAGCAGAGCAGGGAACGGUUCCACCAGAACCUGAAGCCAAGUCUGAACAAAACACCCAUCUCCGCUCAAGAGGGUGCUUAUAUAGAGGAGCUUGUUGCCAAAUACGGAAAGCGUUGGGCAGAAAUCGCGAGACAUCUCAAUGGCAGGAGCGAUAAUGCCAUCAAGAAUUGGUGGAAUGGCGGGGCAAACCGCAGAAGACGCGCAUCUCAGCCUGUCAACUCCACGUCGAUGCAUUCGUCGCUUCAUACUACUCCAUCGCAGACUCCUACACCAGUGCAGUCGGCCGGAGCUUCGACACCAGCACCUCCGUCUCAGGGAGGCCCAACCCAGGAAGUGGCUUUCAAGACCUCGAUAUUCGACCAGAUGCAACCUCCGGCCCAGUUACCACCCUUGAGGAACUCGCGAAGUGCCUCGAUGGACUUGAAGAUGACAGACGUACAGCUGCCUCACCUGCCCCAACAUCUGUACCCACAACUCCCUCCUCUCAGAAACAAACGCAAGUAUCUGGAAGAGCAAUCGCCCCAGCAACAACAGCCCAGAAGACAUUCCAGUGCGCAGAUUGGAGUUUUCAACAACUUUUCUAGCUCUUCGCCUUCUCUGGUGCACACGCCUCCGCUCUCAGCUUGGUCCCCCUUUCCUUCGUCGCCUCUGUCACAUCCACAGUCCAGAAAUUCGUCAAUAUCGCACGAACUCAUCAGUCUCGAUUCCAGAAGAUCAAGUAUCCUGGAUCAUGAUGUGACCCAGACAAGUCAGCUGAGUAAUCUCAGUAAUCUGAGUCGAUCCAGCAUCAACUCGCAGACCCAACGAGGCUCGUACGAGGAUACAAAUGCCAAACCACAGCAUCAUUUCCAGCAGGAACCCAUAGUGCUACCGCACCUCCAUAAUCAUGCCCCUGUCCCACAGAUGUCGCAGAUCCAGUUCCAGCCUCUCAGCGCACACCAUCCGCUGUCGAAGUCGCAGCAGCCCUUGAAUUCGCUCUUAAAUCCGAAUUUAAAUCCGCAACAGCAGUUGAAUGUGCAAUCGAACCCACAAUCUCAGUUGCAUUCGUUCCAACCACCACGCGAGCAGGCUCAGCAGGAACUUUCACAGCAACAGGUGCAACUGCCUCCACCCCGAUUGCCUCAGCAACCUGUCCAACAGGCCCAGCAGGCCCAACAGGCCCAGCAAUCUCAGGUUCACGAUUCGCAGGACUCCAUCUUCAAGAAGGAGUUCACGUUCAGCGAGAGCAGUGAGGAGGAGAAGUCCAAAAGAAUGAGCAUCCAGUAUUUGAUGUGA